This is a messenger RNA of Eucalyptus grandis, 753 nucleotides long. Its product is annotated as major strawberry allergen Fra a 1.08-like. Bases 96 to 629 code for a protein of 177 amino acids. The transcript is spliced from 2 exons. NCBI's taxonomy places the organism in Eukaryota, Viridiplantae, Streptophyta, Magnoliopsida, Myrtales, Myrtaceae. The record is from RefSeq and is a predicted model, not a curated record.
CUCAAUUCAAAGUUCCUUCUCUUCAUUGCUUUCUUUCUUUCUUUUGAGAUUUUUACACCCUUUUCAAUUUAGCAAAUUCUAUUCGGAUUCAAUCGAUGGUAGAAGUUACUCUCAAGGCCGAGAUCACGCACCCGAUCCCUAAGGCCAAGUUGGUCGAGGCUUUUCUCGAAGCCAAGGGCUUCUUCCCCCACACCCUCCUACCAGCCAUAAAAAAUGCCGACAUCCAGGAGACGAUCUCUGUCGAAGGCAGACAGCGCAGGACGGUGAGGCACACGGUUAAAGCGCCGGACCAGGAGCCCUUCCUCUACAACCACUCGACCGUCGAUCGUGAUGAGCAGGGCAGAAUCUCCAAGGAAACCAGCCAUGAGGUGAAGAUCGUUGCGUUGCCCCUGGAAGGUGGCUCGGUCUGUAAGUACGCGGGCAGGUGCUUCACCGUCGGCCAAGGGGAUAUCACCGAGGAGGAGAUGAUCGGGGCCAUGAGAGAGAAGGCGUCCGUGAUGUUCAAGGCCAUCCUGGAUUAUCCGGAGGCGAAAUCCAUGAAACCCAGUAAACCCAGUCUGGAUUAUCCCACUGCGUAUUGGCCCAGUAGUCCUGAUCCUGUAAUCGCUCCGCCAAGGCGAUAUUUGUGAAUAUGAUGGUGGUUCUGGGAAAUGUCUCGUAAAAUUGCUCUACUUGCUUCCUUCGCAAGCCCAUAUGAAGUGUUGUCCGAAUAAACUUUGGUCCGAUGUGGUCCUCGAUUGAGUGAUUAUCGUA